Messenger RNA from Ceutorhynchus assimilis (cabbage seed weevil), 912 nucleotides. Lineage: Eukaryota; Metazoa; Arthropoda; Insecta; Coleoptera; Curculionidae. The record is from the annotation of a GenBank genome assembly.
AUGAAUUUAAUCCAAAUACUUUUCUGUCUUAUGACUGCGGUAAUGAUCAUUUACUCCAGCAUUAUUAACUUAUUAGAAUCAAAAUUACCCCACGAUUUGAUUCAACUCUUCCGCUACGGUAAAUUCAGUGCGGUAAGUAAGUCUAACUUAAUCAUCGAGGUACCCAAGUCUUGGUUCAAACACUUUUAUUCCGUGGCCUUUUUGGAAUAUUCAUAUUUACUAUGGCUUGUAACUAUGGUUUAUGUUUGCGACAUGAAAGUACCUGAUCACGUUAAGUACUUCUUGGAUUUUGUUUGUGGAAAAGAGCGGUACUCGUAUACCUUCAAGCAUCAAGUGUUUAUUGCAGUAAUUCUAAUGACUCUGCAGGUUUAUCGCAGGUUUUACGACACUCAUAAAGUUUCAGUUUUUGGUUCUAGAAGCAAAAUGAAUUUGUCUCAUUACGCAGUUGGACAUGUUCACUAUCCUGGUACCAUAUUAGCAAUACUUUGUGAAGCACCUCUAUUUACUAAUGCACCUGCUGAAUUUCGAGAUGCCCCACUCAAUUUGCUGGCCACAUCCUGGUCAGAUAUAGGGGCGAUUAUUAUGUUUUUAUUCGCUUGGUGGCACCAGUUUAAAUGUAAUAAAAUAUUAGCUGAUCUAAGGAAAAAUAAAAAAGGCGAAAUUGUGAGUAGCGACUAUAAGUUACCUAAAGGUGAUUGGUUUGAGUACCUGACCUGUCCUCAUCAGACAACAGAAAUAUUGAUGUACAGUUCGAUAAUGUGGAUUUUGUGGAACAAUGUUACUUGGUUUUUUAUUUUUACUUGGGUUCUUGCUAAUCAGAUUGAGACAAUUUUAUUAUCUCAUUGGUGGUACAAGGAGAAGUUUGAAGACUUCCCAAGCAAAAGAAAGGCUUUAAUUCCAUUUGUAUAUUAG